Cercocebus atys (sooty mangabey) is the source of this 2177-nucleotide messenger RNA. RefSeq lists its product as uncharacterized. Gene Ontology annotation, cellular component: nucleus. Gene Ontology annotation, molecular function: protein binding. The record is from RefSeq and is a predicted model, not a curated record. Lineage: Eukaryota; Metazoa; Chordata; Mammalia; Primates; Cercopithecidae.
UGGCCUCCCAAGGUGCUGUGAUUACAGUUGUGAGCCACCGUGCCCGGCCUGUUUAUUCUCUUAAGAGAGAAAAUGAGGGGAUUAAUGGACUGUAGUUCUGGACAAGGUGGAAAACUCUUAAAGUGGAAGUACUGGGGCAAGUGCUCUGACAGGCUAGGAUGGUGCAGUCAGUCCCUUCACCCAGAAAUCAGUAGAAUGUUAGCAGUUCAAACUCAAACCUUGUGAAAAACAAGUGGUGAAAAGGAAGUCCCUUGCAGCAACUGGCGCCAUAAUCAAGACAGAACGUUUUCAGAAUAAAUGGAGUUACCUGCUUUCAACCCCAGGUGGUAGCUAUUGUCUUCCCUGACAAUAGGUGAUAUUAAUUUGUGAUCUUGUUGACUUAAAAUGGGGUCACUCAUCUCCAGUAGAAUUAAGUCCACAGUGAAGUUGUCCCCCCAUCCCCAAAGAGAUAAACAUAUAUGAACAUACUCACGUGAUAACAACUACUGCUGCCUGGGAUCAUGAGAGACCUGAAAUGAACCGAUAGGAAGUGAAAGGUGGCUGAGAUAAUGAGAAUAGACCCAUCUGCAGAGGAUCAUAAAACCAGCAAAGACGAGAUCUUGUCUAAGAUGCCUUCAGAAGCUUUGUCCAUGAGAACUCUAAGGACUUCUCCAGACCUGUUGGCUGCUGCUGUGAUCUCUGCCCAAAAGGAGCCUCUGACCAGCAUCCAAAGGGCUUCUGGACCCACUGGACUCUUCUGGAGGGCCAGCCACGAGUUUAACCAGCCACGGGGGUCUGUAUGUCCCUCUGAGUCCGAGAUCUAUGAGACAGGAGCUGGCGACGGGAUGGCAGGAGCUGGGGACAGGAUGGCAGGAGCUGGGGACAGGAUGGCAGGGGUGCCCAUGGCUGCUGCUGUGCAACCUGCUGCGGUGACUGUUGAAGUUGGUGAGGACCUCCACAUGCACCACAUCCAUGACCGGGAGAUGCCUGAAGCUUUGGAGUUUAACCCUUCUGCCAAUCCAGAGGCAAGCACAGUAUUCCAGAGGAACUGUCAAACAGAUGUUGUAGAAAUAAGAAGAAGCAACUGUACAAACCAUGUAUCUACUGUGCAUUUCAGUCAACAGUACAGCUCAUGUUCGACAAUACUCCUUGAUGACAGCACAGCCGGCCAGCCUUAUCUUACAAUGACAAUAAUAUCAGUGACCUUGGAGAUAUAUCAUGAUAUCACGCAAAGGUGGAUCCGUGCCAAAUAUGAACAGAAGCUCUUCCUGGCCCCACUACCCUACACGGAGCUGUCCCUGGGCCAGCACCUGCUGCAGGCCACCAAUGAGGACCUGCGGACAGCCAUCCUGCUGCUGGCACAUGGCUCCCGGGAGGAGGUGAAUGAGACCUGUGAGGAGGGAGACAGCUGCAAGGCGCUCCAUCUAGCCUGCCGCAAGGGGAAUGUGGUCCUGGCACAGCUCCUGAUCUGGUUCGGGGUGGAUGUCAUGACCUGAGAUUCCCACGGGAACACAGCACUGGCCUACGCCCGGCAGGCCUCCAGCCAGGAGUGCAUCAACAUACUGCUGACAGACGUCACGAAUGCGAGAGUUUUUGUGGCCAGUCCAUCCUUGCUGGUGUGCUUCUCCCACUUUUGUUGCUGUGGAAUUUGGAGCUUCACGGUUUCGGUGGCUGUGCCACGCCUGCCCCCGCAUAACGAGGGGACUCCCGGAGACUUGGUGGCCAUGUCACAGAGGAACAGGGGCCCGGCAGCGCGCAGCAUCCACCCACCUUGUGGAGUAUCAGUUCAGCGGCUCCUGGGGGAGCCAGAGGACAUAUCAAAUGGGACGGGGGCUGGUGAAAAGUCGGGGGCCUGGAGCUCGGGGGGCGUCCAGAUGGGACCCUGUCCUUCCUUUGUAACAGCCCAGAGUCCAGGUCUUUUGCCAGGCAUUGGGGGCCGGCACUCGCAGGAGGUUCAUGCCGUGGAGGAAGUGGUGAAGGAGGUGGUGGGACAUGCCAAGGAGACUGGAGAGAAAGACUUGGCCUCACAGUUGGUGAACAGCCCAGGAAUAGCCAAUGUCUUAGCUUUGGAACGUUUGCCACUUUCCAGCUACAGCUGGAUCUUAUAUCCUGGUUUGCUUCCUGAUGACUUUCAAAUUCUCCUGAUCCAAACGCAAGCGCAGAAGCACGAGCACAUUGUUGGUGGCAGUACAGACUGA